GAGACUAAAUCUGAUACGUACUCUUUAAUUCUCCACCAGGGACAUUCUCAAGAUGAAAGUGUUUAACUGGAAAAAGACAAACUGCCACACUUUUAUGGCUCUGGCCUCAGUCGUGUAUACCAUUAUGUUCUGUGGUGUGACCUGCCAUGAGAAUGCUAUUACACAUGCUAUCCUAAGCAACAGCACAGGCAAUUUCAUCGGUAUGGCUAAUGUGCGUGGAGAUAACAUUCGUCCAACAGCAGAAGCCCCAGAACAAGUCAAACCUCAACAAGUUGUCGAUAUUCCUGAGAUAGCAUCCACAGAGUCCAACACAGGGAUAAUCAUUACUUCUGGCAGCCGCUCACAUAGUAACAAAGUGGAGUGUGUGGAUGAAGCUGCGGUGAGAGACAAAGAUGCAGUGAAGCUGAAGCUGAAGACCGUCUCCAGCUGUGAGGAAAACAAGGCAAAGAUUCAGAGCAUUCUGGAACAUCUGUGUAUUGACCGCAAGCUUGAAAUCUAUCAGAAGGACCACUCUAAUGAGAUGAUCCUAUCUGGAGGAUGUGUAGAAGGUGAUGUCAAAGGAAUGACCGACAAGUUUGAUAAUGAUAAUAUCAGGGAUAAGGUUGGUGUUGUAGAGGCAGAGCCUGUUUUGGUGAAUCACUCUCAAACUGUCCUGAUCUCAGUCCUUAUUGCUGGCCUGCUGCUUGCUGCUCUGCUCAUUGUUGCAUACAUCCUGAAAGUCCGCCGCACAGAGGCCAAAGGAGUGUGUCUGGCUGAAGAAUUGUUCCAGGUGGAUGAACAAAACCAGGGCAAUACUCUAUUGUCUGUAGCACCACUGCCCCCUCAAGAGCCAGUAGAAAAGCCCACCAGCAAUGGCGAGCCAUUGGAUUCACCUCCCACUAAUGGCCACUCAGCUUCUCAAACACCAGUUGCUGAUUCUGAGAUGUAAACACUGACUUCAGCAGAUGUGAAGGAUGGAAGAUUAAAACCCACCUCAAUUUACACAAUCCUAACCCCAUAUUAUAGAGGAUCUCAGUGAAUGUAUCAGGAUCAAAGACCGAGCAAAGAAGAUAUGACAGUGAUCAUUGCAAGGCUAAAAUAUACGGUGAAUGAAGUUAACAAUGAUAAUGAUGCCUCAAAUUGUACUGUGAAGACACUGAACACUGGUUAAUGCAUCCAUUUCUUGAGCCAAAGAACAGCUCAGCAUCCAAUGCUGCCAAUGCUAGUACAGCAAAAAUGCUUUAAAAAUGAAAAACCUUUCCCCCCUUUUUUUUUUAUUACUAGACUUGAUGUUUCUUAUUACCUCUCUUGUGCAGCCAGUCCUAUACUGAAUGGUAAUGCAGUCUUACAUGCUUUUAUUAUUGAUGAAGGAUUUCUAAAUGUUUAAGCAGGAUGAAACAUUUAAAAAGUGCUGUCUUGUAAGCUUUACAUGACGAUGAAUUAAUCAAACAUUUUACAUUGAAUGUGUUUUAUUAGUUCUAAAAAAAGGGAGAAAUAAUCUUUUAAAGCAUGAAAUGAUACAGUGUGGUUGCUGAAAGUAAACUCUUAGGAAAAAACAAAGGUUUUUUUAAGGGUUCUUUAAGAGAUCAUCAAAUAAACACAGGUUAUUUGCCUUUCUUGAAGGUUCCUAAGAGGAACCCUUCCUGAAACAGAAACACUUGGUACAGUAUGUGGUUCUACAUGAAACCACCAGUGAAGUGAAUUUUGAAUAUGUAAUAGAUUUCACAUUGGGCCAUAUUAAGACUUUUUUGACCAAACAAUACUACUCUUUAAAACAGCACAGCACAGAGUCAGAGAGGCUUUGGUUUACUGUCUUCUUCUUUUAAGUUAGCAAGCUUUAUUUGCAUGUAUUGUACUGCAAAAUAAAAGGAUGCAAUUUCAGGAAGACAUUCAGGAGCUAAGUGAUGGUGGCAGUCCCUGAAAUGAAGACUAAUUCUUCAGCAGCUCUUUGCCAGCUGGCAUGAGUGAGAUAUAGUGAGGAAUUGGAUUGGCCAAUUCACUCAUUUGUACAUAUUAUAGUUCCUUUUCCUAGCCAUCUGUUAGCAUUAGGGGAUUUCCUAUAGUCAUAGCUUAAAGUAAUUUCAUUAUACAUUAAUAAUGUACAAAUGUUUAGUUGUUUUUUUUUUCAGAAUUUUGUUUUCAGAGCAAGUUAAUGCUUUACUUUAAACCAAAGGCUAUUGUAACUGUAUAUUGUGUCAUUGCUAUGGUUGCUGCAUUAUGCAUUAAACCUUAGCUAUAUGUCAUGGAACAA
Molecule: messenger RNA, 2230 nt
Organism: Tachysurus vachellii
Lineage: Eukaryota; Metazoa; Chordata; Actinopteri; Siluriformes; Bagridae
Exons: 8
Coding region: 53-928 (291 amino acids)
Biological process (GO): cell adhesion
Cellular component (GO): membrane
Source: RefSeq, a predicted model, not a curated record